CGAGUAAGCAACAAGUGGGUAUUGGUGUAACAGUGUGCUCUGGACCCCUUCAACGUCUUCCCGGAAAAUGUCCCUGUACACAUCACACAAUCCUGUCUUCGCAACUUUCAGCUUCUACGCUGCUUUGCUGAUAAUUAAGACUCUGUUCGUGGCUUUCCUUACUGGUUGGACAAGAUUCCGUAAGCAUGUAAGCCACCAUCCAACCUUUCUCUGUAGAUUUAAAUAUUACUAACAUCAAUUCGCUUAAUCCUGCAAGGCAUUUCAAAACCCAGAGGAUUGCAAUAAGAUGAACAGGGGUAAAGUAAAAAUUGACGAAGAUGUCGAACGAGUACGACGGUAAAGAUUUUCCAUUUACUCCUCAUGUCAAAUGUUUUAAGGAUCUUUUUGUUUUCAAUUUAAAGAGCCCAUUUAAAUGAUUUGGAGAAUAUCCUUCCAUUUCUAAGCCUUGCGCUGCUCUACAUUGGGACAGGCCCGACUUUAGGCACUGCCAAAUUUUUAUUCCGAACAUUCACGGCUGCUAGAUUCUCCCAUACUUUCGUAUAUGCGGUUGUUGUUACCCCACAGCCAGCCAGAGCUUUGAGUUAUAUUGUUGGGCAACUUGUCAACUUGUACCUGAUUUACGCCAUUCUAACCAGUUAUGCUUCUUCUUUUUAACACGAUGCUCUCUGCAAAGUCGUAUUGAUGCACAGCCAUCUGUGUAAUCUAACUGAAUAUAGCAGACUUGUCUAGCAAUUUCAUUGGAUUUACUCAAGUAUAGAUAUUAAAAUAGAUUUCGAAGCGCAUUACAAAUUUUUUGUGCAUUAGAAAACAAAUAAUACAUACUAAUUUUUAAAAUGUAUUGUAUUAAUGCUUACUUGAAUAUUUGGUGUGGAGCGCACGUGAAUUCACGUUUUAGAAGUAAAGGAAACUUGCGAUAAGAUAGGCUUUAAAGAUAUAAGAGCAGUAUUUAUCUAAAUAGUAUGUGGGUUACGGACUUACGGUAAUUUAUCAUUUUAGAAAAAUCUUAAGAUAAUUUCUAGCGGUCUCAACCCGCGGGCUAUCUAUCGAAGGACCUCCAAACACGGCAAUGUCUCAAAGCGUAAAGUCUAUAACGCCGUGGCCCGUAGGACAUCUUCAGACAGAAAAGUGCUGAGUAAUAAGCAACAGGUGGGUAGUUACGUGCUCUUAAAAAGUGUUGGAAAUUUGUUGUAGUAAGCCUAUUUUUCAAAUUAAUAAUUUAUUAUUAACCAAUAUGUGUUUGUUUAAAUUGCAGAAAAGUCUACUUCCAGCAAUCGUCCUUGAAAAUGUCGCUGUACACUUCGGACAAUCCCGUCUUUGCCUCUUUCAGCUUCUAUGCUGCUUUGCUGGGAGCAAAGACACUAUUGAUGGCCCUCCUUACUGCCCGUCAGAGACUCCGUAAGAUGGCAUUUGCUAACCCAGAGGACGCCAAGAUGAACAAGGGGGGUAAAAUCAAAACUGAUGAUGACGUCGAACGAGUACGACGAGCUCACUUGAAUGACUUGGAGAAUAUCCUGCCAUUCCUCACCAUUGCAUUCGUCUACGUUGGAACUGGCCCGUCUUUGGGUUGUGCCAAAUUUUUAUUCCGUUUAUUCACUGCUGCCAGGUUCAUGCACACUUUGGUCUAUGCGGUCUUUGUCAUCCCACAACCCGCAAGAGCUUUAGCUUUUUUCGGUGGCAUGAUGGCCAAUUUGUACAUGAUCUACGCCAUUGUGACUACUUAUGCUUCAGGAUUUUAAGGAGAUUUUCAAUCGCUGCUCUACUAUUGUGUGAUUGGUGUAGAAACUAUACUGCCACUUAAUGCAAUACAAAUACGAGACUUGUUUUCUCCGAUUUCAAA
Daphnia pulex (common water flea) is the source of this 1837-nucleotide messenger RNA. Its product is annotated as microsomal glutathione S-transferase 1-like. Lineage: Eukaryota; Metazoa; Arthropoda; Branchiopoda; Diplostraca; Daphniidae. The record is from RefSeq and is a predicted model, not a curated record. The transcript has 5 exons. The coding region runs from base 1284 to 1736 and encodes 150 amino acids. Gene Ontology annotation, cellular component: membrane.